Nicotiana tabacum (common tobacco) is the source of this 681-nucleotide messenger RNA. NCBI's taxonomy places the organism in Eukaryota, Viridiplantae, Streptophyta, Magnoliopsida, Solanales, Solanaceae. The record is from RefSeq and is a predicted model, not a curated record.
UAAAGUCAGAAGCAACAAUGGGUCAUAAUCAGUUAACUGACCCACUUGCUACUCUUAGUAUUAUUAAAAGCUGCUUCCUUUUCUUGUCCUUCUUCUGCACAAUCUGUCAAUGGAAGCUUUGAUCUUCAAGAUCAGGCUUCUUAUUCUUGCUUGGUUCCAUUUCAGAUCUCAUUCAGGUUCAAUAUCCUUGGUGAAACAUUUUUCUUAUAAAGAUAUAAAGAAAGCAACUGAUGGUUUUAGGAGAGUUGUUUAUAUCUCUUCCAAAAGAGUUGCUUACAGAGCCAAAUUUCGAAAUGGCCAUGCUGCGAUAGUAAAAGAAGUCCGAGCUGCUGAAGAUCAGGAUGAUACUGCCUUCUAUAGGGAGGUACAGUUACUCGGUCGUUUGCAUCAUCGGCAUAUUGCUGCACUUAGUGGGUUCUCUAGUGGCCCUAAGAGGUUUCUAGUCUUUGAAGAUAUGGAAAAAGGAAGUCUGAAGGAGGAACACCUCUCUGAUCCUCUGAAGACUCCAUUAAACUGGAGAAUACGGUUGCAGAUCGCCGUUGGCAUUGCUGCUGCUGUGGUAUGUUCCUGAAGCUGCAUAUCUUGUACUUAUGUUGAAUAUUUCUGGUGGCGGAAACGUAAAAGAAAGAACCACAAGAUUUAACGUGGUUCGAAUCAAAAUAAUCCUACGUCCACCAGAGA